AACAAACACCAAGAAAACAAUUUUGCUAAGAAAAUAUCAUCAUUUUCCCAAGAAAACCAUGAUGGUGCCGAGGAAUUUGAGACGCAGCUUUCGAGAUUUGCAGCUACAGCGAAACUUCGGAAUCACCCCUAAACGUGUUCUUUUCUCUAUCUUCUUCUAUGCUCUGAAAAUGGUUUUAACUCAAAUCUACUGCCCCUACACAAACGAUUUUUUAAUGUGCAUUGUUGAUCUGACAGUCUCCCGUUCUUCACAUCUCAAGGGGCAGAAAUGCCAAGAGGAAGAGUCUUGCUUUUUUCUGGACAUUGGUUUCAAGAAGAAGUAUGAAGAGAUGAUGAGGGAAUUCAGGGUCUUUGUGUACCCAGAAGGAAACCCAAGAACAUUUUUUCAUACACCCAAGAACCUUAUUCGACAGUAUGCGAGUGAAGCCUAUUUCUUUAGGAAUAUGGAACAGAGUCCACUUCGGACCAUGAAUCCUGAUGAGGCAGAUAUGUUUUUCAUACCCAUUUCCGUUCAAAAGAUGAGUGAAAAGAGGCUUUCACUCAUGGAUAUGAGAAAAGUUGUGAGGAAAUACAUCAAGGGAAUAAGUUCUAAGUAUCCCUACUGGAACAAUACAUCUGGUGCUGAUCACUUUUUUGUAAGUUGCCAUCAGAUGGCAUUGAAGGUAACCCAAGGAGUUCCAGAUCUUGUCAAGAGAGUUGUUCGUGUCGUAUGCUAUCCUGAUCACAGUGAUGGAUAUAUUGAAGACAAGGAUCUACCCCUCCCUCCUGUACUGCUGCCAUUUGAAUAUCCAGCUGCUGGAAGUGAUACAAAGAAGAGAACUAGACUGAUUCUCUUGGGAGGUGAUGCCAUAUCUGAAGAAAUAGCUUUGCUGAAUGAUACAAAGACAGAGUUUUUCAUGAUGGACAACCACACCAUUUCUAUGCUGCGCAGAAGAACAAGAGAAUAUAAGAAUAUUGCACCAUGGACACUAGAUUACAACACAAGUAAGUUUUGCCUGUGUCCUGGUGGAUCUGAAAUGAGUGUUGGGCGUAUUGCUGAUGCCAUUCACUAUGGAUGUGUUCCUGUUGUUUGGCCUGACCGUUAUGAACUGCCAUUCGCUAGCAUAAUGAACUGGAGUGCAUUUUCUGUGCAAAUCAAAGAAGAUUAUUAUCUUGAAUUCGAUGUUUUGAAGUUUCUUGAGGAGAUACCAGAAGCAGACUAUAGAAAUUUGCAAAGCAAUACGGUGAAGGUUCAGAAAUACUUCCAGUGGAACUCACCUCCCAUCAAAUAUGAUGCAUUUUAUCAGAUUAUGUAUCAACUAUGGAGGAGCCUGGACCAAAAAGCUACAGAUUACAAAAUCACUUUAGCACAUCCGGAUUCUUAGGACUUGACAGUGUUUGAAGCAUAAGACAACUGCAACUGGCAUAUACCUGUAAAAGCACACUAGACUAGAUUGAGUGGCAUCAUCCUGUAACUAAACACAAGUACUGUUUUUUGGCUAGAAAUUUAGUAAAUAUGUUACACAAACCUUAUUGGAAUUUAAAUGGUAAGUUUCCUACACAUCUUAUUAGUUGGUUUGACUUUUAUGUGUUUGCCUUGUAACUUUUAUAUCCCAAGCUAUCUCCAAGCCUUUUGGAACUAUGAUACCCUAGAGUACUUAGUAAUAUGAUACAACCCUUGCUUCUGUUGAUGAGAUUUAAUUUGUUGAUUUGAAGGUCCAAAUUCUUUCAUUUUAGAACUAGUUCCAUGAUAUGGUUAGUAUAAGGGUUUAAAGACUCCACCAUCAUGAUUGAGGUUUUUAUUUGUUCUUUUUACUUAGUAUAUGUGUUUACUUAUUUAAUGUCACAUAAUUGUUGUGAGGACAUUGUUAACAAAUUUGUUUUCUUAUG
This is a messenger RNA of Rubroshorea leprosula, 1868 nucleotides long. The record is from the annotation of a GenBank genome assembly. Lineage: Eukaryota; Viridiplantae; Streptophyta; Magnoliopsida; Malvales; Dipterocarpaceae.